UACUCUAAUACUCGUGACUGGCCGCGAGUAAUCACACUACUGUAACGGCGUCACCAAUCAGCGCCGCUGAGGCUGCUAUAUAGGAGCGCACGCGAGGCACACUGGACAGCAGGACGCACGAGACCGAAGACCGCAGAGGCUGCAGAGCGAGCGCGCGGAGAGCUUCGGAGACAUUUGGCGGGAGCCCGGCACAGCGCUUUGACGCACGCACGCGCUAUGGACUACUGUUGAGCUCAGAGAGAAGACGCACAGUACAGCCGCUGCUCGCGCCUCGAAAACGUACUCGUUUGUAUUUUUUGUUCUGAAGUUGAUUAUCGGCCGUUAUUUUAUUACAACACUACGUCUAAGUGAAUCUAAAAGCAGGUCUGGCAUCAUGAAGUUGCUGCUUUUACCUGUUUUAAUGGCUUUUUUCGCCGUCGCCCAAGUUUUUUGCGAGGAAAUCGACCCAAAAGAAGACGCUGACUACUGGACGAGCAGUAAUCAGAUUCAGGACGGCUGGCUCUCCAACGACCCAUUCAGAGAAAUCCUUCUGAGGAUGACGAGAAAGCCGCGGCCACAUCAGUUCAUUGGCCUGAUGGGGAAACGCUCCACGGCAAACGCACAGAUCACCCACAAAAGACGAAUGGGAACCCUGACCACUGCAAACCCAGGUCCCAGUGUCUUACUGAGGCACAAAGUCAACUCCUUUGUUGGACUGAUGGGGAAAAGAAGCCAAGAGGAGCCAGAGUCCUAUGAGUGGAGCACAAUACAGACGUACGACAAGCGCCGCUGAGCAAUCAUCUCCUCUCCUGCCUGCUUCUCAUCUAGCCAUUCCUCAUCCACGGGAGGGGUGCCCGAUGCUGCUUUUGUUUUCUCCAAAACUGUGUGUAGCUGUUAGUCAAAUAAAAUGAUUCUGUUUCCACAUUGUAGUGAUGUAGCAGUGCUGUACCUGUGCCAGUUUCAUUCGUCCCAGCAGAAGGUGGAUGAGGAGGGGGAAUGGUGUCAUUAUCAAUGUUAGUGUUUUCUGUGAGCGUUUUCCACCAGCUGCCGUGCUACAAAAGACUAAAUGUUGUUGUGGACCAUCAAUGCAAAGCUAUACCCUGGGGUAUGCUGAAAAUUGCACUGCCAAAGUCACUGUAUAGUGCCUCAUAACUGUUUAACUGCAACUGAUUGUUCUAUAAAUAACACACUGGUUCUCCUUUUGACUUUCAACUGACUUUAGAAGAGCUGUCAUGUUCUCCACCUGCACAUAUGGUGCAGUAUGACAGGAUACCUGUGUGUAAUAUUAAAAUUAUUUUCUUUACUGGUUCAA
Dicentrarchus labrax (European seabass) is the source of this 1291-nucleotide messenger RNA. RefSeq names its product tachykinin precursor 1 (gene tac1). Gene Ontology annotation, biological process: tachykinin receptor signaling pathway. The record is from RefSeq and is a predicted model, not a curated record. The transcript has 6 exons. NCBI's taxonomy places the organism in Eukaryota, Metazoa, Chordata, Actinopteri, Moronidae. Bases 374 to 772 code for a protein of 132 amino acids.